AUGAGUUGGUUCCCAUAUUCCCCGCUCACCUCCCACCAUGGCUGUCUUGUGCCACGAUCGCGAGUCUUCUUCAUCUACCUAGGCCUAGCAGCGAUAUUGCUCCUGUUAUCAUACCAGAUCUUGCUCAAUCGAUCACCGACUGUGAGCGCAACAGGCGCAAAAAUCGAUGAAGGUGUUAUCGCGGUAGAAGGCGAACAUUUCAACCCAGACCCUGUACAACCCGCCGAAAAGGAAUUGGUUUUCGCAGCGAUGCAGGCAAGUAACAUGUCCUGGGUUGAAGAGCACUUACCCGAUUGGCGGACGAACAUAUAUCGCGCUGACGCCGAGGGCCAAGACGUGUUGACGGUGCCAAUCAACAAGGGUAAUGAGGCAAUGGUCUACUUAACGUACAUUAUUGAUCGAUACUGGACCCUCCCAGAGGUAUCAGUCUUUCUACAUGAAAACCGAUACCAAUGGCACGUCGACAACCCACUCUACGACUCCGUGAUAUCAAUCUCAGACCUACAGUCGGACUUCGUCCAGGAAGUCGGGUACGUGAGUCUCCGCUGCGCCUGGAGCGUUGGAUGUCCCCGAGAACUGGAGCCAGCGCGCUACCUCCGGGAGAGACCCGACGACAGCCACCACCCGGCAGCGAUGGAAUAUCCGGAUCGCUUUAUGGAGCUGUUUCCGCGGGCGGAAGUGCCAGAGGCCGUUGGGACUCCAUGCUGCAGUCAAUUUGCUCUUUCGAGAAAGAAGAUUCACGAGCAGAGUAUUGAUUACUACAUCCGUUUGCAGCGGUGGUUGAUGGACACGGAGCUGACUUCGGGAAUUAGUGGGCGCGUGCUGGAAUAUUCGUGGCACAGUGGGUCUUUUCGCUCUCGUUCUCGCGAUCCUUUUGCUGACUUCUGGUACAAUCUAGUGAUCUUUGGGAAACCUGCCCAGUACUGCCUCGAUCAGCGGGAUUGCUAUUGUCGAACUUAUGGUUAUUGUAAUAUGACCGACACUGAGAUACAAAAUCAUUGGGUGUGGCGCGGCCUCACACUGCCGGAGGGAUGGCCAGAGCCGAAAAAAUCAAAUGAAACGCCCGCGCAAUAA
Messenger RNA from Penicillium soppii, 1074 nucleotides. RefSeq names its product DUF3431 domain-containing protein. The transcript is spliced from 2 exons. Lineage: Eukaryota; Fungi; Ascomycota; Eurotiomycetes; Eurotiales; Aspergillaceae. Bases 1 to 1074 code for a protein of 357 amino acids. The record is from RefSeq and is a predicted model, not a curated record.